AUGUCUGUAGCUGUAAUAACAUAUCUUCCCUGUGUGUCUGUACUAGCAGUAUGUCAGUAGCUGUAACAACAUAUCUUUGUCUGUGUGUCUGUAGCAGUAACAACAUAUCUUUGUCUGUCUGUUCCAGUGAAGGAGGAGGCAUUGGAGGCCCCAUCACUGAGCCGGGGGAGUAAACGUCUCUCUAGAGACUCAUCCCCCUACGCAGCCCCUCUUUCCCCUAAACUACUGCGCACCGAAGCACACCUUUCAGAAGGUAACACCAGCCAAUCAGCACCUAGCACCACCGUCUACUGGCUCACAGUACACGCAUACAAUACAUCAACACAAAUCAUAUAUAGAGGUUGGAGAAACCAGUAAAGACCUUUUGAUGAUCAGUGACCAAGUCCCAGAUCACAUUUUUGGAUGUCCAAGAUAAGAUUUUUAGAUGAUCACAACAGCUGAAUGGUAGUUCAUCCAUGAUAAUAAAAAUCACCUAAAAAACAACUGUUUGUUCCAUCUAUCAAAAUGUCCCACAGAGGUCCACCAAGGUCAUAUUCAGUGCAUUCGGAAAGUAUUCAGACAUUUACUGACAGCCUCAUUCUAAAAUGGAUUCAAUUUGGUUUUUUCCUCAUCAAUUUACACACAAUAUCCCAUAAUGACAAAGCAAAAACAGGUUUUUAGAAAUGUUUGCAAAUGUAUAAAAUUUAAAAAAAAAAACGAAAUUCCUUAUUUACAUAACUAUUCAGACCCUUUGCUAUGAGACUUGAAAUUGAGCUCAGAUGCAUCCUGUUUCCAUUGAUCAUCCUUGAGAUGUUUCUACAACUUGAUUGGAGUCCACCUGUGGUAAAUUCAAUUGAUUGGACAUGAUUUGGAAAGGCACACACCUGUCUAUAUAAGGUCCCACAGUUGACAGUGCAUGUCAGAGCAAAAACCAAGCCAUGAGGUCGAAGGAAUUGUCGGUAGUGCUACGAAACAAGAUUGUGUCGGCACAGAUCUGGGGAAGGGUACCAAAAAAUAUCUGCAGCAUUGAAGGUCCCCAAGAACACAGUGGCCUCCAUCAUUCUUAAAUGGAAGACGUUUGGAACCACCAAGACUCUUCCUAGAGCUGGCCGCCCGGCCAAACUGAGCAAUCGGGGGAGAAGGGCCUUGGUCAGGAGGUGACCAAGAACCCGAUGGUCACUCUGACAGAGUUCCUCUGUGGAGAUGGUAGAACCUUCCAGAAGGACAACCAUCUCUGCAGCACUCCACCAAUCAGGCCUUUAUGGUAGAGUGGCCAGACGGAAGCCACUCCUCAGUAAAAGGCACAUGACAGCCCACUCGGAGUUUGCCAAAAGGCACCGAAAGGACUCAGACCAUGAGAAACAAGAUUCACUGGUCUGAUGAAACCAAGAUUAAACUCUUUGGCCUGAAUGCCAAGCGUCACGUCUGGAGGAAACCUGGCACCAUCCCUACGGUGAAGCAUGGUGGUGGCAGCGUCAUGGUGUGGGGAUGUCUUUCAGCGGCAGGGACUGGGAGACUAGUCAGGAUCGAGGGAAAGAUGAACGGAGCAAAGUACAGAGAGAUCCUUGAUGAAAACCUGCUCCAGAGCACUCAGGACCUCAGACUGGGGCGAAGGUUUACCUUCCAACAGGACAACGACCCUAAGCAAACAGCCAAGACAACGCAGGAGUGGCUUCGGGACAAGUUUCUGAAUGUCCUUGAGUGGCCCAGCCAGAUUCCGGACUUGAACCCGAUCGAACGUCUCUGGAGAGACCUGAAAAUAGCUGUGCAGCGACGCUCCCCUUCAAACCUGACAGAGCUUGAGAGGAUCUGCAGAGAAGAAUGGGAGAAACUCCCCAAAUACAGGUGUGCCAAGCUUGUAGCAUCAUACCCAAGAAGACUAGAGGCUGUAAUCGCUGCCAAAUGUGCUUCAACAAAGUACUGAGUAAAGGGUCUGAAUACUUAUGUAAAUGUAAUAUUUCCGUUUUUAAUUUUUAAUACAUUUGCUAACAAUUCUAAAAACCUGUUUUUGCUUUGUCAUUAUGGGGUAUUGUGUGUAGAUAGCUGAGGGAAAAAAAACUAUUUAAUCAAUUUUAGAAUAAGGCUGUAACAUAACAAAAUGUGGAAAAAGUCAAGAGGUCUGAAUACUUUCUGAAUACGCUGUAUAUUUGGAUUGGGCAGAUUGGUUAGAGUAAGGGUCUUGUGUAUUUCUCCUGCAGAUACCCUGCCCCAUGAGGAGAACAGCCUUCUGAAGGAGCAGUGCUUCAUGGACUCAAACUCCAUGACGCCACGCCCCCAGGCUCUGCGCAGCACCUCCGACUACCACACCCACUCUGGCCACAUCCACUCCCAGGCCAGCAGCCCCUAUUACCCAUCCCAUGGCUCCGGACGCGCCCACAGCACGCCACUGCACCGCCACGCCUCCAACCCUGCGGACCUCCCCUCCACACACACCAACAGAGGAGUGGAAGGUAAGUCCUGUAGGAGCCAGUCUCUCCCCAUGGUGUGUUGCUAUAUCCAAAACCCUACUCUGCUCUCCGUGUCAGUCUGGUUGCUGCUACUGGGUUGGCUUUUAGUUGAAGACCCAAAUCCCUGGAAUAUAUGAUCAUUGCAAUCUCUUUGAAGGAGCGUAGUGGCAUUUGCAACAGUAAAUCAUCUUAAUGUUCAGAUUACGAGCCCUGGGUUUAAACAACUCGGACAUGAAAUGUCUCAGAUCCUAUCUUAAGGGGCGUAUUGAAAUGGUGGAUGUGAACCGGUCACUGUCCAAACCCAAAACUAAUAUCUGUGGAGUACCACAAGGAAUAACCAUUUUAUUCCCUACUGUGUAUCUCUGAUGCUACUAUAAGCUGUAGACUAUAGUGUUACUGCUCGGUUGUUUUUGUUCUCCAGCUGCCAGCUCCACCACGGGCCCCGAGCCCCCGGCCCCAGGCAGACAGACCCCCACCACGGGCCCCGAGCCCCCGGCCCCAGGCAGACAGACCCCCAGGGGGGCAGGGUUGGGCAGGAACCCCUCUACCUGGUCCAUCGAUGAGGUCAUGCAGUUUGUGAGCGACGCCGACCCCUCAGCCCUGGCCCCGCAUGCUGAGCUGUUCAGGAAACACGUGAGUAACGUCUGACCAUAGAGUAGAGGGAAAACUACUGUUAUUACUGACCAUAGAGUUAUAACCACUGUUAUUACUGACCAUAGAGUUAUAACUACUGUUAUUACUGACCAUAUAGUUAUAACUACUGUUAUUACUGACCAUAGAGUUAUAACUACUGUUAUUACUGACCAUAGUUAUAACCACUGUUAUUACUGACCAUAGAGUUAUAACUACUGUUAUUACUGACCAUAGAGUUAUAACUACUGUUAUUACUGACCAUAGAGUUAUAACUACUGUUAUUACUGACCAUAGAGUUAUAACUACUGUUAUUACUGACCAUAGAGUUAUAACCACUGUUAUUACUGACCAUAGAGUUAUAACACUGUUAUUACUGACCAUAGAGUUAUAACCACUGUUAUUACUGACCAUAGAGUUAUAACCACUGUUAUUACUGACCAUAGAGUUAUAACUACUGUUAUUACUGACCAUAGAGUUAUAACCACUGUUAUUACUGACCAUAGAGUUAUAACCACUGUUAUUACUGACCAUAGAGUUAUAACCACUGUUAUUACUGACCAUAGAGUUAUAACCACUGUUAUUACUGACCAUAGAGUUAUAACCACUGUUAUUACUGACCAUAGAGUUAUAACCACUGUUAUUACUGAUCAUAUAGUUAUAACCACUAGAGUAGAGGGAAAACUACUGUUAUUACUGACCAUAGUUAUAACUACUGUUAUUACUGACCAUAGUUAUAACUACUGUUAUUACUGACCAUAGUUAUAACCACUGUUAUUACUGACCAUAGAGUUAUAACUACUGUUAUUACUGACCAUAGUUAUAACUACUGUUAUUACUGACCAUAGAGUUAUAACUACUGUUAUUACUGACCAUAGAGUUAUAACUACUGUUAUUACUGACCAUAGUUAUAACUACUGUUAUUACUGACCAUAGAGUUAUAACUACUGUUAUUACUGACCAUAGUUAUAACUACUGUUAUUACUGACCAUAGAGUUAUAACCACUGUUAUUACUGACCAUAGAGUUAUAACCACUGUUAUUACUGACCAUAGAGUUAUAACCACUGUUAUUACUGACCAUAGAGUUAUAACCACUGUUAUUACUGACCAUAGAGUUAUAACCACUGUUAUUACUGACCAUAGAGUUAUAACCACUGUUAUUACUGACCAUAGAGUUAUAACCACUAGAGUAGAGGGAAAACUACUGUUAUUACUGACCAUAGAGUUAUAACCACUGUUAUUACUGACCAUAGAGUUAUAACCACUGUUAUUACUGAUCAUAGAGUUAUAACCACUGUUAUUACUGAUCAUAUAGUUAUAACCACUAGAGUAGAGGGAAAACUACUGUUAUUACUGACCAUAGAGUUAUAACUACUGUUAUUACUGACCGUAUAGUUAUAACCACUGUUAUUACUGACCAUAGAGUUAUAACCACUAGAGUAGAGGGAAAACUACUGUUAUUACUGACCAUAUAGUUAUAACUCUGUUAUUACUGACCAUAGAGUUAUAACCACUUAUUACUGACCAUAGUUAUAACUACUGUUAUUACUGACCAUAGAGUUAUAACCACUGUUAUUACUGACCAUAGAGUUAUAACCACUGUUUUUACUGACCAUAGAGUUAUAACCACUUAUUACUGACCAUAGAGUUAUAACCACUGUUAUUACUGACCAUAGAGUUAUAACACUGUUAUUACUGACCAUAGAGUUAUAACCACUGUUAUUACUGACCAUAGAGUUAUAACCACUGUUAUUACUGACCAUAGAGUUAUAACCACUAGAGUAGAGGGAAAACUACUGUUAUUACUGACCAUAGAGUUAUAACCACUGUUAUUACUGACCAUAGAGCUAUAACCACUGUUAUUACUGACCAUAGAGUUAUAACCACUGUUAUUACUGACCAUAGAGUUAUAACCACUGUUAUUACUGACCAUAGAGCUAUAACCACUGUUAUUACUGACCAUAGAGUUAUAACCACUGUUAUUACUGACCAUAGAGUUAUAACCACUAGAGUAGAGGGAAAACUACUGUUAUUACUGACCAUAGUUAUAACCACUGUUAUUACUGACCAUAGAGUUAUAACCACUAGAGUAGAGGGAAAACUACUGUUAUUACUGACCAUAGAGUUAUAACCACUGUUAUUACUGACCAUAGAGCUAUAACCACUGUUAUUACUGACCAUAGAGUUAUAACCACUGUUAUUACUGACCAUAGAGUUAUAACCACUGUUAUUACUGACCAUAGAGCUAUAACCACUGUUAUUACUGACCAUAGAGUUAUAACCACUGUUAUUACUGACCAUAGAGUUAUAACCACUAGAGUAGAGGGAAAACUACUGUUAUUACUGACCAUAGUUAUAACCACUGUUAUUACUGACCAUAGAGUUAUAACCACUGUUAUUACUGACCAUAGAGUUAUAACCACUGUUAUUACUGACCAUAGAGUUAUAACUACUGUUAUUACUGACCAUAGAGUUAUAACUACUGUUAUUACUGACCAUAGAGUUAUAACUACUGUUUUUACUGACGAUGGAGUUUUUCUAAAUGAUGCUAAUCCUGGCUGAUUUCUCUCUCUGUCUGCCUGUCUCUCUCUGUCUGCCUGUCUCUCUCUGUCUGCCUGUCUCUCUCUGUCUGCCUGUCUCUCUCUGUCUGCCCGUCUCUCUCUGCCUGUCUCUCUCUGCCUGUCUCUGUCUGCCUGUCUCUGUCUGCCUGUCUCUGUCUGCCUGUCUCUCUCUGCCUGUCUCUGUCUGCCUGGCUCUGUCUGCCUGGCUCUCUCCCUGCCUGGCUCUCUCCCUGCCUGGCUCUCUCCCUGCCUGGCUCUCUCCCUGCCUGGCUCUCUCCCUGCCUGGCUCUCUCCCUGCCUGUCUGCCUGUCUCUCUCCCUGCCUGUCUCUCUCCCUGCCUGUCUGCCUGUCUCUCUCUGUCUGCCUGUCUCUCUGUCUGCCUGUCUCUCUCUGUCUGCCUGUCUCUCUCUCUGUCUGCCUGUCUCUCUCUCUGUCUGCCUGUCUCUCUCUGUCUGCCUGUCUCUCUCUCUGUCUGCCUGUCUCUCUCUCUGUCUGCCUGUCUCUCUCUCUGUCUGCCUGUCUCUCUCCCUGCAUGUCUCUCUCCCUGCCUGUCUGCCUGUCUCUCUGUCUGCCUGUCUCUCUCUGUCUGCCUGUCUCUCUCUGUCUGCCUGUCUCUGUCUGCCUGUCUCUGUCUGCCUGUCUCUCUCCCUGCCUGGCUCUCUGCCUGCCUGUCUGCCUGUCUCUCUCCCUGCCUGGCUCUCUCUGUCUGCCUGUCUCUCUGUCUGCCUGCGUGUCUGUCCAUCCUCAGGAGAUUGAUGGCAAGGCCCUGAUGCUGCUGAGGAGUGACAUGGUGAUGAAGUACAUGGGUCUGAAGCUGGGCCCCGCCCUGAAGCUGUGUCACCACAUAGAGCGGCUGAAACAGGGGAAACUGUAG
Molecule: messenger RNA, 6492 nt
Organism: Coregonus sp. 'balchen'
Lineage: Eukaryota; Metazoa; Chordata; Actinopteri; Salmoniformes; Salmonidae
Source: the annotation of a GenBank genome assembly